UUUAAUUCGUUUUGUUUUUUUUUUUGAGCUACAGCUUUGCUAAAUUCUCGUCUAGAAGAGAAUCGCUGAAGAUGUUUUACACCUGCGGCCCCAAUGAGGCGAUGGUGGUGUCAGGGUUUUGUCGUUCUCCUCCCUUAAUGAUAAAUGGAGGCCGAGUGUUCGUCUUCCCCUGUAUCCAGCAGAUCCAACGGAUUUCCCUGAAUACUCUGACACUGAACGUGAAGAGUGAUAAAGUGUAUACCCGCCAUGGCGUGCCCAUCUCUGUCACUGGGAUUGCGCAGAUGAAGAUUCAGGGUCAGAAUAAGCAGAUGCUGGCUGCUGCUUGCCAGAUGUUUAUGGGGAAGUCAGAGGUGGAAAUCGCUCAGAUCGCUUUGGAGACACUGGAGGGGCAUCAGAGGGCCAUCAUCGCACACCUGACUGUGGAGGAGAUCUACAAGGACCGCAAGAAGUUCUCUGAGCAGGUAUUUAAGGUGGCUUCAUCGGACCUGGUGAACAUGGGAAUCAGCGUGGUCAGCUACACGCUCAAAGACGUUCACGAUGACCAGGAUUACCUGCAUUCUCUUGGGAAGGCUCGAACUGCCCAGGUUCAGAAAGACGCGCGCAUCGGCGAGGCCCAGAACAAGAGAGAUGCUGUGAUCAGGGAGGCCCAUGCGAUGCAGGAGAAGAUUUCGGCUCAGUUUAAGAACGAAAUUGACAUGGCGAAGGCCCAGAGGGACUAUGAGCUGAAGAAGGCGGCCUAUGACAUCGAGGUUAACACGAAGAAGGCAGAGUCUGAGAUGGCCUACCAGCUGCAGGUAGCAAAAACAAAGCAGCGCAUAGAGGAGGAGAAGAUGCAGGUCCAGGUGGUGGAGCGGACGCAGCAGAUCAUGCUGCAGGAGCAGGAAAUCAUCCGCAAGGAGAGGGAGCUGGAGGCCAAAGUGAAGAAACCAGCAGAGGCCGAGAGGUUCCGCCUGGAGAAACUGGCUGAAGCUCAGCGUCUUAAGUUGAUCAUGGAGGCAGAGGCUGAAGCCGAGUCCAUCAGGAUGAAAGGUGAGGCAGAGGCUUUCGCGGUGGAGGCCAAAGGUCGCGCUGAAGCCGAGCAGAUGUCGAAGAAGGCAGAGGCUUUCCAUCAGUACAAGGAUGGAGCGAUGGUGGACAUGUUGCUGGAAAAACUGCCUCUGAUGGCAGAAGAGAUCAGUAAGCCUCUGUGCGAAGCCAACAAGGUUACCAUGGUGUCCAGUGGAGCCGGGGACAUUGGUGCAGCCAAACUGUCUGGAGAGGUUCUGGACAUCAUGACCCGCCUCCCUGAUGCGGUGGAAAAACUGACUGGAGUCAGCAUCUCACAGGUGGCCUCCCGUACAGGCUGAAGAGAAUCCAGGACUGCCUGCUCAGCUGUUGGGGUUCUCCGUCUCUAUAUGUCUUAUUCUGUCCUCACGUCUGUGUCUGUCUUAUUGUCUGACCUGUUGCUGCUUUUUGUCUCUUGUGUCCAUGUGCAUGUUUUCUUUAUCAUUAAUCACUAACAAACCCAUGUGGUGCUCCGUUGGCGACACUUCCACUCGUUAUUUCAGCGGUUUUUGUACAUCUGCAUAUUU
Molecule: messenger RNA, 1571 nt
Organism: Thalassophryne amazonica
Lineage: Eukaryota; Metazoa; Chordata; Actinopteri; Batrachoidiformes; Batrachoididae
Gene: flot1a
Product: flotillin 1a
Exons: 13
Coding region: 72-1346 (424 amino acids)
Biological process (GO): positive regulation of endocytosis; positive regulation of cell-cell adhesion mediated by cadherin; positive regulation of cell junction assembly
Cellular component (GO): plasma membrane
Source: RefSeq, a predicted model, not a curated record